Messenger RNA from Centruroides sculpturatus (bark scorpion), 615 nucleotides. Its product is annotated as cytochrome P450 4C1-like. Gene Ontology annotation, molecular function: monooxygenase activity; iron ion binding; oxidoreductase activity, acting on paired donors, with incorporation or reduction of molecular oxygen. The record is from RefSeq and is a predicted model, not a curated record. NCBI's taxonomy places the organism in Eukaryota, Metazoa, Arthropoda, Arachnida, Scorpiones, Buthidae. The coding region runs from base 1 to 615 and encodes 204 amino acids. The transcript is spliced from 5 exons.
AUGGGAGUUCGAUUCAACACUCAAGACAGAUCUCAUAGCGAUUAUGGCGUUGCCAUUAAUGAUAUAACAUCCGCAGUUAUCCAAUGGUUCACGAAGCCUUGGUAUUGGUUCAGUCCCAUUUUCAAUCUUAGUCCAUUAGGGAAAAAAUUUUACAAAGACAUUCACACGAUUCACGAAUUCGACAGAAAGGUAAUUAGAGAAAAGAAACACAAAAUGAUCGAAGAACUGAAAGACAAUCAAACAAUCGACAACUUUCGAGAAGGAAAUGAAGUUACAGGGGUAAAGAAGAGGCGAGCAUUUCUGGAUUUACUGCUUUAUCAUCAUUUAACGGAUAAAAGUCUCAACGAAGAGGAUAUCAGAGAAGAAGUUGAUACAUUCAUGUUCGCAGGACUGGACACAAGCGCAAUGGGAAUUACUUGGUGUUUUUAUCUGCUCGGAUUGCAUCCCGAUAUACAAGAGAAAGUUUACCAGGAGCAGGAAGAAAUUUUUGGUGAAGACAUAAAUAAUUCUAUUACGUCCGAAGACCUAAGAAAAAUGAAGUAUCUGGAAUGUGUUGUCAAGGGAAUAGUGAGAGCUUAUCAGACCAAUGAUGGGCACAAACGAUCCCGAAAGUAA